Xenopus laevis (African clawed frog) is the source of this 1860-nucleotide messenger RNA. RefSeq names its product NADP-dependent oxidoreductase domain containing 1 L homeolog (gene noxred1.L). NCBI's taxonomy places the organism in Eukaryota, Metazoa, Chordata, Amphibia, Anura, Pipidae. The record is from RefSeq and is a predicted model, not a curated record. Bases 422 to 1453 code for a protein of 343 amino acids. Gene Ontology annotation, molecular function: pyrroline-5-carboxylate reductase activity. The transcript has 7 exons. Gene Ontology annotation, biological process: L-proline biosynthetic process.
AAAGUGUUACUAUGGAAACUUAAGCGGGUUUUCAUGAAGUGUUGCUACAAGAAGAGGAAAGAGAAACUGUUCCUUCCCUUCAGGCCUGGACUGGGAAUCUGUGGAUUCUGGCAAAUGCCAGAGGGGCUGCUAUAAGGUGCCAUAGAAAGUCACUAUUUAGUGGGCUGGUGGGGGCUGAUUUGGCCUCUGUGUACCUGAAAUGCCAGGGCCUAUUUCGAUUCACAGUCCAGACCUGCUUCCCUUACUAAAAUCUUGUCGGUAAAUGACAUAUAAAUGAAAAGGGAAUAGAGUCACCUCACAAGUGCUUGCUGGAAUCGCUAUUAUAUCAAGAAAGGAGUAUCCGUGCUCGCUCGAGGUACAUUGGUGGGUUGGAGGAAUAGAAGUGUGUUUGGUCACGUGGAGAGGCCUUACAGAACGAGGAAUGUUUGGCAUCACAGAUCUCACAGCUGGCCUGAGUUCAUUGCAGUUUGAAGCUGGAGUCGAACACAAACAUGAAAGUCUCCUGCCACUGGUGGAGCGGAGCCAUGUUUUGAUGCUGAAUGCCUGUGCUCACUGUGUGUUCUUCUGUAGGCUUCUUUUCUCCUGUCGACAAAAGGAAGGAGGCACAGGCAACCCCUUUGCUGCACACAGGAUCCCUUGGUCGUCUCGCUGUGAGAGUCUGCGCGUGGGCAUCAUUGGUGGGGGACAUUUAGGAAAGCAGAUAGCGAAGUGUCUGAUAGACCUUGGUGUAAUACGAGCAGAAGAUAUCCGUAUUUCUACCCGCCGACCAGAAACCCUGCUGGACCUGCAAGAGCUCGGAGUGCAUUGUUCCUAUGAUAAUGUUGGUCUUGCCACUUGGGCCCAAGUUCUUUUCCUGUGCUGUCUGCCAUCCCAGCUGCCUAGCAUAUGCAAAGAGAUCAGGGAUCAUUUGAAGAAAGCCUGUAUUGUGUACAGUUUGGUCUCUGCUGUUCCACUGCCAAGGUUAAAGCAGCUGUUGUGCCACAGCAGUAUAAUAAGGCCAGAGUACAAAUGUGAGACCAAGGAUGGGGCGCCGGAUCGUCGCAAGAGGAGCACAAUCAUGGCAGAUUUAAAAGAUUUAUCCAUUGUAAAUUCCACAAACCCAGGAAACAUCCAGAAAGGUGUCUGUGUGCUGAACAGGUUUAUAGAGACAAGCAUGUAUGCAGCUCUGAACAUGUGCUCAUUACAAGGACUCUCUUCCAAGGAGGCACUGACUUUCCUGAAUGCUUUAAUCCCUCCGACAGAGCCAUUGGACUUAACGUCCUCUCAUCUGACCCCAGAAGCCUUUGUCAGUCCAAAGUACCUAUCUUCUCUCUCAGACGAAAACCCAUUCCCGUGGUUUGAUCUGUGCACAGUUCAGAGCAAGGAGACUCCAUUCAGUGAGUACCUCACAAGAUCCUUAUGGCUCCGAACAGGCUUGGAAAAACUGUACUUCGCUGCCUUUAAAACUCCCUGAAGUGAAAUAAGCAGCUAUUUCUUACUAUUUCUUUCUUACUGACGGCACUCAGUACUUUUUGUCACCCAUGAUAAUCUCCUCCAGUGCAGGCAACAAAAUGUCUGAAAAUACUUCUCUGUUGAAGUCAGUGUAAAUCUGUACCUGUAAAACAUGAAUUGUGUAACUGUACCAAAAUGUCUUCUGCAUAUUAACUAAAUGCUUUACUGGCUGAGAGUAAGGGUAGGACUCAGUGUCGGAUGCCACGGGCCCACCAGAAAACCUUAGGCCGAGGGCCCAUAUUCUAAACUAUUGGAACCUCACUCAACCUCUUUAUUCUCCUAGUCUCUUUUCUCUACAUACUAUACUCUAUUCUUCCAUUAUUAAAGCUCUCUGUUCCCAUAAAGAAAUGACGGAAUGACCAUGAAAUA